UGUGUCUGGCGCUGUUGUGUGCUCUCCUGCUGACAGCCCUCAUAGUGCUCAUUGUUUACUAUAUAGGAGUUGCACAUAAGGCAAUGAAAGUUGAGAGAGACCAGCUGCAGAUGAGUUACAGUCUCCUGGAAACAGAGAGAGACCAGCUACAGACCAAUUACAGUUCACUGGUAAUGGCGAAAGAGCAGUUACAGGAGAAUUAUAAUAACUGCAGAGCCACAAAUGAACAAUUAAAACGUCUGAAAGCCUGUCCUCAGGGGUGGACAUGCUUCAGCUCAAAGCUGUACUACAUCUCCACUGAGAGGAAGAGUUGGAGUGAAAGCCAGAAGGAUUGUAAAGAGAGGGGAGCAGAUCUGGUGAUCAUCAACAAUGAAGAGGAACAGGACUUUAUUUCUCAGUUUACUGGGCCUUUCUGGAUUGGUUUGAGUGAUAGAGAGAGAGAAGGAACCUGGAAAUGGGUGGAUGGGACAACGCUGCAAGAGGGACAAGGUGUAUUUGACUGGUAUCUUUACAGGAAGCCCCCUAUUUCCUAA
Molecule: messenger RNA, 533 nt
Organism: Scleropages formosus (Asian bonytongue)
Lineage: Eukaryota; Metazoa; Chordata; Actinopteri; Osteoglossiformes; Osteoglossidae
Product: C-type lectin domain family 4 member E-like
Exons: 5
Coding region: 84-533 (149 amino acids)
Source: RefSeq, a predicted model, not a curated record